Molecule: messenger RNA, 753 nt
Organism: Eutrema salsugineum
Lineage: Eukaryota; Viridiplantae; Streptophyta; Magnoliopsida; Brassicales; Brassicaceae
Exons: 1
Coding region: 1-753 (250 amino acids)
Source: RefSeq, a predicted model, not a curated record
AUGGCGGCAUCAUCAAGCAAUGAUCGAUUGGAUGAUGCAUAUGAUGAUGCAGUUGAUGAUGCAUUAGAUGAUGCAUUAGAUGAUGCAUUUGAUGAGAAGUUUGAAGCCAUGUUCAAUUCGUUUGUAAAACAAAAUGAAGAAAAAAUGAAAAAGAAAAAAAGAGCGUACAUUGAAAGAGAGCGUGAAAAAGGUCACUUGCGGUUAUGGAAUGAUUAUUUCAGUGAUGAUGCAACUUAUCCGCCACAUAUUUUCCGACGACGAUUUAGAAUGACCAAAGAUUUGUUCAUGCGUAUUGUCACCCGACUUGCCGAUGAGGUUCCGUACUUCCAGCAAAGAAGAAAUGCCACCGGAAGAUUAGGGCUAUCUCCUCUACAAAAAUGCACGGCAGCAAUCCGUAUGAUGGCAUAUGGUACCGCAGCGGAUGCAGUUGACGAAUAUCUCCGGCUAGGUGCUACUACGGCAUUGUUAUGCUUGGAACAUUUCACUGAGGGUAUAAUAUCCUUGUUCGGAGAUGAGUAUCUAAGAAGACCCACAGCUGAUGAUCUUCAACGGUUACUGAACAUUGGAGAGCAACGGGGCUUUCCCGGAAUGAUAGGAAGCAUCGAUUGUAUGCAUUGGGAGUGGAAGAAUUGUCCAACUGCAUGGAGAGGACAAUAUACACGCGGGUCAGGAAAACCGACAAUCGUUUUAAAGGCAGUUGCAUCACAAGAUCUUUGGAUAUGCACGCGUUUUUUGGACCUCCAGGUACAUUAA